CCAUAAAUAUGAGCAAGUUUUCGGGACUACUCCCCUCCAGCUCACUGUGAACGCAGUCUGCAACACUCCAUCGAACGCUGCGUCAACAUUUGACGAAGAUGGUUAAGAUUUUUUGUCUGGUGCUUCCAUUUGUCGCUCUUGCGGCUUCGGCUUCGGCGUCGGCGUUGCCCAAUACAUUGAACUCGGUUUCCUUGAUCAAGGAAAGGGACACGAAGGGUAUUUGUAUGGGCAAUGUAGAAGGUAUUGCACUUGGGGGGUGCUUGGGGAAUCUUGAGAGUCUUGACGGAACCUGCUUUGCCAAAUUCCUCGCCGUGAAGCUUUUGUGCCAUGGGAAUGGGCAUGACCUUGACGGGUCUUGUGCGGCUGCAAUUGAAGCAAUAAAUGUCUGGUGUGGAGGCUGCGUCAAGCCUUUCACGCCCCCUACGAUUAUUUGCAGUGAGACGCUUCCGCCCAUUACUACUUAAAUGCCUGUACCACAAGUCUUGCAUGCUGCCCAUGUCGAUCCCCAAAGAUAUCCAGCAUCGACAUAUCAUUAAUGUAUACUCAGUGACCAGCUCGUUAUAGUCGUUAGCAGAAAGUUCACAAUUAGGCCAUACCAACGGCAACAGGGACGCGUAAAAAG
Molecule: messenger RNA, 622 nt
Organism: Cantharellus anzutake
Lineage: Eukaryota; Fungi; Basidiomycota; Agaricomycetes; Cantharellales; Hydnaceae
Exons: 3
Coding region: 99-464 (121 amino acids)
Source: RefSeq, a predicted model, not a curated record